This is a messenger RNA of Loxodonta africana (African savanna elephant), 7810 nucleotides long. It is a transcript of the gene ZNF445, whose product is annotated as zinc finger protein 445. Bases 1572 to 4202 code for a protein of 876 amino acids. Gene Ontology annotation, biological process: negative regulation of transcription by RNA polymerase II. The transcript is spliced from 6 exons. The record is from RefSeq and is a predicted model, not a curated record. NCBI's taxonomy places the organism in Eukaryota, Metazoa, Chordata, Mammalia, Proboscidea, Elephantidae. Gene Ontology annotation, molecular function: DNA-binding transcription repressor activity, RNA polymerase II-specific.
GCAGCCCUGUCUGCCAGGGAGCCAGCUUGCUGGGGGUGGCAGGGCCUCUGAGCUGAAGUGUUUUGGGGUGCAGAGGAAGCUGCCCCCCUGCAUUCCCCUGCACUGGAGCAGUGAGAACUGGCCCGGAGCCAUGGAUCCUUUAGCAGGUAGCCCUUGCCACCUUCCCAGAGGACAUCAGCACUGUGAAGAGGGUCAGCAGGUAUCCAUCAAUAAUAGUAGCUAGCUUUUGGACACUGUGGCUUACAGUGUAUGAAGUCCAUCUUCAUAUCAUCUCUAAUUUGACUUGAUAUUGACACAGGCCGUAAGGAGGGAGUGAUGUCUUUUGUUCAUAAGAAGGGGGACACUUAGGUUCAACACUCAUGGCUUCUGGCAGGGGAGUACAGGAUAAGACUGAGAAGAGCAGACUCCGUGUACCAUGUUGCUUCUCCCUCAGUAUGAGGGUUUGUUCUGUGCAUGUGGCGGGGGGCGGGGGGAGGUAGGGAGGAAGAGAAGCAGCCGUGGGCGAGGAAAUUGGGAACCUCAAUGAGCUAUUUAGAGAGAUUUAAAAAUAAUUUAUAAAAGGAGAAGGUAUGCAGUAGUUAGAAAAUUGCAGCUUGGUUAUGUUCAGCUCAUUUAGCACUAGAGAUAGUAUUCAAAAACUCAUUGAAAACAUUGCCAAUGAGCAGAGGGCCUAACUGGUUGAAAGCUAGUUAGAAAUUAGAAAACAAAAACCUGGGCCUAGGAGAGAGCCCCUCAAAUUCUGAAAAAUGAACAGAAAUCCUCAAAAUGAUGUGAAGUUACAGAAUCACCCUGUGGUUUAUCUGAGAGUUACCGAAAUGUGAAAACCAGGGCCUGAGAAAGUUUCCCCUAACCUCAUGGUGGCACUUCUGUAUCUUUCAAAACAAAACAAAACAAAAACCCAAACCCAUUGCUGCUGAGUCACUUCCGACUCAUAGCAACCCUAUAGGACAGAGUAGAACUGCCCCAUAAGGUUUCCAAGGAGCAGCUGGUAGAUUCGAACUGCAGACCUUUUGGUUAGCAGCCAAGCUCUUUACCACUGCGCCAGCAGGGCUUCUCUAUAUUCUUACUGUUUCUUUAUUCCCCCUUUAGUAGGUCUGGGAGGAACAGGAGAUGCCCUACUAUGGUCAGUUCGUCAUCUUUCACCUGUAACUCCGCACCAGCUGCUUAGUGGCCUCAGGCUAAGAUUCAUUCAUCUCAGUGUAGAGAAUGUCUUGGCCGCAUGUCCAGAAAAACUUGUAAGUUCAUUGGUUGCAGCUUCCUAUUCUCAUCUCUCCCUCGGAGACAGCCUUUCCCUGAGACCAGAACUAUUCGAAGCCCCAUGGCAAAGACCUCUUCCUUCCUGGUCACUGCUUCGAUGGGCUCUGCCAGUUUUUGCACCCGAGACUUUUUCUUGUCUGGUUCCAUGGCUGACCCUCUGAAUUGACAUUGCUUCUCUUAGCAGUGUUAACAUUUCAGUCACGUUUGUAAUCUGGGAGCCACCCUGCCGCAUCAAGGUCACCUUAUACAGCAGUGUCUAGAGCAGUCCCUGACACACGGACCCAGCCCCUGCCCAGAGCCCAGAUGUGCAUUGGAUGGGCACAGGAGCCCUGCAAGCAGCACAGAUCUGGCCCCCUGCUUCACCUGUCAGGAGCGCCUCUGCCCUGGGGGACCACCUGGAGCCUCCCUAUGAAAUAGGAGUGCGUGAUGACCUGGCUGGGCAAUCCGAUUUUCCUGCUGUCCAGGUGCCUAUCCUUCCACAAAGAGAGGGGUGCCCAGGAGAUGGGGUGACAGCAGCCAGGCCCCUGACCGACCAGUCCCAGGAGGCUGUGACUUUCAAGGAUGUGGAGGUGGUCUUCUUCCAGGAUGAGUGGGGCUGGCUGGACUCUGCCAAGAAGAACCUGUACAGGGAUGUAAUGCUGGAGAAUUAUGGGAACGUGGCUUCUCUAGUGGGGCCAUUCCCCAAACCUGCUUUGAUCUCCUGGCUGGAGGGAAGGGAGCCAUGGGGCCUGAAUGCCCAGGAUGCUCAGCAAAGAGAGAGUACAGGUGCUGCCCCUGCAGGAGGUGAGCUCCAGAUUAAGACUAACAAAUUCAUCGUAAAACGUCAACCCUUGGAAGAAGCAGAUACCUUGGCUGUGCAAUCAGGAUGCCCUGUGAUGAGUGUUUCUGAGGGAACAGGGUUUCAAGAAUCUUUUGAACAGAAGAGUAGGUUAAAGGAGCGAUGGGGACCCCCCAUGCUAAUGAGAGUUAAGAAAGAGACCGAUUUCAGUCACAGGACAGAAAAAGAGUCUGAAGAAUCAAGAGGAAGUAAUAGUCCUAACCUAAAACAUUUAACACAUUUGAGAGUUUCUAGAAAAAAGCGGUCUCUUAAACAUGGCUGUGGCAGACACUUCAGACCAAGUUCACACCACUGUGACUACAAGGAAUAUGAGAAAGGGCUCAGACACAUGAUCGGAGGGUUUAGCUUACAUCAGAGAAUUCACGUGGUACAAAAAGGGAAUGAAAAGGAUGUGUGUGGGAAAGACUACAGCCUUAGCUCUCACAACCAAGAUGGACAGAGACUUCCUCUGGUGGGGACCUUGCUUAAAUGCAGUGACUAUGGGAGGACCUUCAGUCAUGGCUCCCAUCUUGAAUGUCAUCAGAGACUUCACGUUCAAGAGAAACUGUUUAAAUGCAGGGUGUGUGGAAAAGCCUUUAGGUGGAGCUCAAACUGCGCACGACAUGAGAAAAUUCACACUGGACUGAAACCUUAUAAGUGCAGUUUAUGUGAGAAAGCUUUCCGACGCAGGUCAGCCUACCGUCUGCACCAGGAAACCCAUGCUAAGCAGGAAUUUCUUGAAUCUAAUCAAAAUGGGGAAGCUUUCACCUGUGGCUCAGGACUUGAUCAUCAUUUGAGAGACCACAGUGGGAAGAAACCCUUUGACUGCAGCCAGUGUAGGAAAUCUUUCCACUGUAAAUCCUAUGUUCUUGAACAUCAAAGGAUUCACACCCAGGAGAAACCUUAUGUGUGUACCAAGUGUAGGAAAACUUUUAGGUGGAGGUCAAACUUUACUCGUCAUAUGAGAAUGCACAAGGAGAAAAAGCUGUACGAGCAAGGCAAAUAUAGGGAAGACUUCAGGCAGACCUCCAGCUGCAGCCAGCCCCUCAAGGCCCCCACUGAGGAGAAAACUUUUCUGUGUCAGCAAUGUGGGAAAACCUUUACUCGAAAGAAAUCCCUUGUUGAUCAUCAGAGAAUUCACACAGGUGAAAAACCAUACCAAUGUAGUGAAUGUGGGAAAGAGUUUACCCAUAGGUCAGCCUUUAUUGUUCAUAAGAAAAGGCACGCCAUUAAAAGAAAACCUGAGGGGGAGCCAUUGUUUAGUCAGGACCAAGUGUUCCAAGGUUCUCAGAGCCAUCAUGCCACAGAGAAAUCCUAUAAAUGUAGCCAGUGUGGCAAAGCCUUCCGUAAUCUCUCGUUCCUCCUCAUCCAUCAAAGAAUCCACACCAGAGAGAAGCCUUAUCAGUGCAGGGAAUGUGGGAAAGCCUUCAGAUGGAGUUCCAACCUCUCCCGACAUCAUAGGAGUCACUCUUUUGGAAAACGUUACGAAUACCAUGAAUGUGAGAAAACUCCAAAUAUGCAGCCGAAAAUCCUCACCAAUGAGAAACCUUUUUGGUGUGAAGAAUGUGGGAAAACCUUUACUCGUAAAAGAACUCUUUUAGAUCAUAAGGGGAUACACAGUGGAGAGAAGCGCUAUAAAUGUAAUCUGUGUGGGAAAUCUUAUGAUAGAAAUUAUCGCCUUGUUAAUCAUCAGAGAAUUCACAGUAAAGAGAGACCUUUUAAAUGCCAGUGGUGUGGGAAAGACUUCAUGGGAAGAAACACCCUCUAUGUACAUGAGAGAAAACACACCAGAGCGUCACAGUCCAAACGCAGCCCGUCUGGGUUGUCUUCUUGCCAGGACACAGGGUUGAGUUUACAGGAAUUCAAACCCAGUGAGGAGAAGCCUCUUGAGGAUUUUGAGGAAGCUCGUGGCCAGAGCUCUAGGCCCACCGGACUCCAGAACGUACCCGCUGGAAAAAAGUGCCACAAAUGUAACAUAUGUGGGAAAUCUUUUAAGAAAGGUUCGCAACUCAUUAGCCACAAGAGAUUUCAUACUCGAGAGAGACCCUUCAAAUGCAGAGAGUGUGGGAAGACCUUCAGGUGGUCUUCAAAUUUGGCUCGGCAUGUGAAAAACCAUACUAGAGACUAGCCUGGGGCCUGACAGUGUGGAAGUGUUCCUAGCUACCCUGCUAGAGAACCCUUAAUUGAAGGCAGCAUGGGAAAAACCUUCACAGAGGGCCCAGCCCUUCCUAACUUGGAAGCUGGUGGCAGAGAAUCCUAAGGAUUUAAAAACUCAGGCAGCCCCUUCCUGUCCACUGGGAAGUGAGAUGCUGGGGAAGAGCAGCAACAUGUUCUUUGGGGCCCUUCUGGAGGUUCAGACUUCCAGGAGAGGCCUUUGUUCAAUGACCUAGGGCUCCCCCAGCCAGGAUUCCUUCCACAGCUUUAAAAGGAGAGACCAUUGCCCUUUGUGGUUGGACAGAAUGUGGCAUGGCGGCUGUGGCUGCUGGGAAGGGGCCAGGUGGAUCCUAAGUUUCUCUUUUAAGUUUGGCCUGUGAUGGUGCUUGUUCUGUUUGACCUCAUAAAUGGCAGCUUCAGGAUCAAGAACUCCUCCUGGUCUCCCCAGAUUCCUCCUGAGGAGUUCUGGCUGGAGGUUCAGGCUUCACAGCUGGCUUUUGGAUAUCUGUUACGGGCACGGACAGUCAUCUGAGUGGCAAGUGGAGGAAGAAAAUGUCUUCAGUGGAGUACAGGUAAUCUUGUUGUCUGGAUUGCCAUGAAAUCCAGAAAUGGUGGAAAUAAAGGCUCUGGUAUUAGGUGGAGGAGGGAUAGAUAUUGGGGCAGGCCCCUUAGUGUGUCUGCCUUGACCCUGGGUGCAUGUCUCGGCUCUUAGCUUUCCAGGGAAAGCAUCUCCUCUUGGUAUUGUGCCAGUUCAGCCUUCUACACUCAGCUUUGUACUCAGGAAGGAUUGGUGGUCUGGAUUGAAGCAGGCUGUCUGCCCAGCCAGGAAGAGCCCCUUCUCUGGUUGACCUACCCUCCCCCUUGCCUUCCUACAGUAGCGGCUGCCUAUGGCCUGGAACCAGGUGUCCCAUCACUGGGAUGAUACCAAAAAGCUGGCACUGAAAGUGGUUGGGCAGAGCCAGGGUCAUGGGAAGGGCCUUGGAGCCAUCAGCUCUUGGGUUCUAGGCUCAGGGUAGCCUUUUGUUGGUAGAGUGAUCUAAGUCACUGAACCUCUGUGUCUAUUUCCUCGUGUGUACAGUUGGAGUGCUUGGCUGGCUGCCUGGCUCCUGGGGCUGGUGAGAACAAGGGCUGAUUAACUAAGGUGCUGGGCUUGGCUGGGCAGCUGGUCUCUAGGACCAGAGCCCUCACAGAGGCGGAGCUCCCAGGCCAGCUGGUGCCACAACCAAGGAAACACCUUUUUUCUGUCCACGUUUUUUGUUCCUCCACUCACUCCCUGUCCCUCCCAGCACCUCAUAGAGUUCUUGCCCCAAUAGGAGUGUUUUACUACCAUUUUAAUAGAAUAAGAUAUACUUAUUUUUAAGCAUUCAAAUCCAAUUUUAAAAUGUACAAAGAUUAAAAGUAAAAAUCAACAGAAGUCCCUGUAUACUAAGGCGAGCUGUUAAUAUUCUGGGGAUCAUACUGAUACAGUCUGUUCAAUAGCCUGAGGUUUCAAAGGAAUCUUAGUUAUUAUGUAAUAUGUGAUUAUUAUAGGAAUAUUAGUAAAUAUAGAUUAGCUGAAAGGAAAAAAUAGUAAUCAUGUGACUGGUGCUAACUAUUGAACAUUUUGGUAUAAUCAGUGUUGGAUUGAACUUCACUACUCUUCCCUGAAUACCUGUGCACUGUCCUGCCUCUUGGGCUGUCUCCUGUCACCUGCAGUGCUACCCCUCUUUCUGCUGGCCCAGGUCCUCACUCUGUAAGGCCUGGCCUUCCCUGACCUUCAUCCCUCCUCCCUCCUCUGACCCCUAUCCCCAGGCCCCAGCUCUCCUAGGGCCUGCGCCUCUCUGCUGGGUAUUGUCUGGGUUUCCAGCCAUGCUCAUCACCGCAGGCAGACCAAGCUCUCUGAAGGCCAGAGUUGGGUGAUUAUUUAUCUCUGUUUGCUGUGCAGAGGAGAUUUUGUACAAAGAUGCCUCUGUUACGGACUACAGAGCUGUAUUUAGUUCAGCUAAGUUAGCUUUGGAGUUUUUUGAGGGGUCUCCUGAAUGAAAUGUUGACUGGGAGCUACCCACAACCACACUCCUGCUGGUGAGGAACCCAGCUAUGGAUGGUUCUGAGCUGUGUGGCUCCAGUUGACAGUUUCUGACUGCUCCGGCCACCAGUUCUCAUCUUGUACACCAUCCUGGCCUGGGAAACAUGCAGGCUUCUUCCAACCCUGCCCACUUCAACUUAGGAGGAACUGAAGUGAGGUUGGGGAGAGCCAGAGGGACUGGGACAAGCACAGUCCCAAGAGGAGUGGGGAUCAAAAGGGCUUUUGGUCAGGUGUUCAGUGCAGUUGGCCACCCCCUUGCUGACAGAGACUGGCAGAGGCAUAUGCAGAGAAGGAAGCACGGGAAAUGCACGUUCUUAUCAUCUCACAACCAUCAAGUUGGCAAAUUUUUAAAAGUCCAAGUGUGGGUAAGUGUAUGGACCAGUGGGAACUCACACUGCUGUGAAUGGAAAUUGUGCCAAGCAGUUUGCGAAAUCUUGUAACGUUGUGUGUUCUCUACCAGUUAACAGCUCCACUCCUGGAUACACCCUAGAGCAACUCCUUUAUGUGAAGAAGGAGGCAAGUAUAAGACAGUUCUUUGCAGCACUGUUUAGGUAGCAAGAUGGGGAAAAGCCUAAAUUCCAUCAGCAGAAGAACAGAUAAAUAAAUGGUUGUUUCUGGUACUUGGGAAAGUGAGUAUGAAAGAACUAGGGUUAUAUCUUUCAAUACAAAUAAAAAACAAUACUAAGAAAUUGCAGAAACUACGUAACACAUGCAAUACACCAUUUAUGUAAAGCCUACUGCGUAUCUGGGGUCACGUUACUUAAACUUACUUGUGUUUCACUUUAUCUGUAAAGUGGGAUAGAAGUGCCAACUUCUGUCUGAAGUAACGGGGGGUUAAUGAAAUAAUGCACGUAAAGCACUUAGAAUAGUAGCUGGUAUGUAAGCAUUGGUGGCAGAGAGUAAAACGUUACUAUCAUUGUCUUGCACAAUACUGUAUUUUCUGUAGAUCAAAUUCUAUGAAAUAAGAGUGUAAAGUCAUGCAUUGGAAUAAGUGUAAAGGGCACUGCCCUGCCUUCCCAGGGCAGGAGACCCAGGGUACAUGGGCCUUCAGUUGUUUUCUUUUUUUAAAUGGGUGCAGAUGUGUCACAGUGUUGACUUAAUACAGUGUGGUGGGCUCUUUUUAACUGUUUGCUCAAACUGUUUCAAAAUAAAAAUAUUUUUAAGCAUGGACACUGGCAUCUUACGGUUUUAUAGAAAUCCCCCUUCUGCAGUUUACUGGUGAUGUUACUUAGAGGGAACCACUUAAUCCCUUGAGGCUUUGGUUCCCCUAUCUGCAAAAAUUGGGAGCUACACAAAUGGCUGUUAGGAAUGGGAUGGUUAAACGGUCUGGGACAUCCGUUAUGGAAUACGGUGCACCAGUUAAAAAGAGUCAGGGUGCUCAUCACGGACAGACAUGAGAUUUCCUAGACCUUCGGUGUGGAGGAAAUGAAUAAGCCCUAUUUUCUUCAAUUCCUCCUUGUUUGGAAGUAACAAGUGAAGCCAAAAGCUACAGACUCAUAAGCUUGAUGAAGGAAUGG